Elephantulus edwardii (Cape elephant shrew) is the source of this 996-nucleotide messenger RNA. Its product is annotated as olfactory receptor 5G3-like. Gene Ontology annotation, biological process: sensory perception of smell; G protein-coupled receptor signaling pathway. The coding region runs from base 1 to 996 and encodes 331 amino acids. The transcript has 2 exons. The record is from RefSeq and is a predicted model, not a curated record. Gene Ontology annotation, cellular component: membrane. NCBI's taxonomy places the organism in Eukaryota, Metazoa, Chordata, Mammalia, Macroscelidea, Macroscelididae. Gene Ontology annotation, molecular function: odorant binding; olfactory receptor activity; G protein-coupled receptor activity.
AUGGAAGAUAAGAAUCAAACGCCAGUGACAGAAUUCCUUUUCUUGGGUUUCACAGAUGAGCUGUCUCAGCAGCUCGCUCUCUUCGUCAUGUUUCUCAUCAUCUACCUGGUCACCGUGUGGGGUAACCUGGGAAUGAUCGUACUGAUAUGGACUGACUCCAGACUCCACACGCCUAUGUACUUUUUUCUUAGCCAUCUGUCCUUUGUGGAUGUUUGUUCCUCUUCUUCCAUUGCCCCGAAGAUGCUGUGCGAUAUCUUUGUGGAGAAAAAAGGUAUCUCCUUCCUGGGCUGUGCUGCGCAGCUGUGGUUCUUCGGUCUCUUUGUGGCGACCGAAUGUUUCCUCUUGGCUUCCAUGGCGUAUGACCGGUACGUAGCCAUCUGCAAGCCCUUGUUGUACACCCUGAUUAUGUCCCAGCGGGUCUGCGUGCAGCUGGUGGUAGGACCUUACGCUGUGGCUCUUUUAAGCACUAUGACUCAUACAACAUUGGCUUUUUGCUUACCUUUCUGUGGUCCGAAUAUCAUCAAUCAUUUCUUCUGUGAUAUUUUACCACUGCUUUCCCUGGCAUGUGCGGACACCUGGAUCAAUAAGUUGUUGCUUUUCACCUUGGCUGGAACCAUAGGAGUCCUCAGUGGCCUGAUAAUCAUGGUCUCCUACGUCUGUAUUUUGAUGGCCAUCUUGAGAAUUCAGUCGGCUGAUGGAAGACAGAAAGCCUUCUCCACUUGUUCUUCUCAUUUAACAGCUGUCUCUAUCCUUUAUGGGACUCUUUUCUUUAUUUAUGUCCGACCCAGCUCAAGUUCAUCCCUGGGCAUAAAUAAAGUCAUUUCUGUAUUUUAUACUGUGAUAAUUCCAAUGUUGAACCCCUUAGUUUAUAGUCUGAGGAACAAGGAGGUGAAAGAUGCCUUCAAGAGGAAGUUCAACAGAAAGAGCUUUCUAAUAGCUAGUUUUGUAGCCCUUAAUGUAGAAUGUGAAAUUGAGAGAACCCUGGACUUGGGAUAA